Molecule: messenger RNA, 4841 nt
Organism: Drosophila elegans
Lineage: Eukaryota; Metazoa; Arthropoda; Insecta; Diptera; Drosophilidae
Gene: milt
Product: trafficking kinesin-binding protein milt
Exons: 5
Coding region: 275-4060 (1261 amino acids)
Source: RefSeq, a predicted model, not a curated record
AACGUUCGAAAUCGGUGGGGAAAGGGAAAAGUAAUGGUGCUCCGCGUGCUUGUGUGUACAUUUCAAAUGUCUUAGCGCCGCGAAACAAAUACGAAAACCGUGUGCCAAAAAGAAAAUGCACUUCGCCCACUCUGUAUUCCCAAAAAGCAGACAAUAAGAAAACUUUAAAAAUUCCAGUUAUCAGUGUAUUGUUCUUGUGUUCAAAAAUAUAUGUUAAAGUCGAAAACCAAAGCAAAAGUAUCGCGUUAAAGCAAAGAAAUGCACGUAUAGCAAAAUGCCACUCCUUAACAAUGCAAGCCGAAGUAAACCCAAUCCCAAGGAAGAACCAGAGCCACAUUAUCCCAUCAAGAAGCUGGAGGCCCUGCCCAUAAUAGUCGAGCAAGAGGCGGACGACUAUGGCCAAACCUUCGAGAAUGGCAUCCAGCUAAACAGCACCUUUGGCGUGGAUGAAGAAGCCAGCAGUUCGACGACCUCUCCGCUCUUGAGCAAGUCGAGCAGCUCCCUGUGGUCGCAUGCCUCAGAGGAUGCCCUGAAUGCCACCCUGAUCACCAGUCAACCCUCGAACUCCAGCAAACACUUUGAGAACACCUACAAGCUGCUGGGUCAGCAUCUGGACACCAAUUGCCAGCGUUCGGCGGACAAACUGCAGCAGAUCAAUGGGUCUGGCAGCGAUUUCGACAGCAUCUCCAGCUGUUCCUCAAUGUCGGCGAUUGUCAACGGGACUGAGCCACCGCCCACGCGUCUGGAACUCGAACUGGAGGCGGUGGAUCGCAUGCGAUGCAUUGUGCAGAAGAUGAAGUCCGGACCAAAGUCCAUGGAUCCACAGCUGGGCGGCUCAGCUCCUCUUUUGGCCCUGCUCCAUGAUUUCGCGUCAAAGGGGCAGCGAAAGACGGAGGUCAGUGUUCCGGGGACUCCGGUUCCCAGUCCGAUCUCUGGCCCGCUGGAGGCACCGCACUUCGAGUUGCCAUCAGAGCUGCUGCAGGCGGCCAGCAGUUGGGAACUCAUGUACUACGCCUCCAAGAAAGUCGAUGGCAAAAACUGCCUGAAAGUGGUGCGCAGUCUGCUGACAAACAAAGUUCUAUGCGGCAACCGCGUUAGCCAGAUGACUCGGGCGUACGAUGACAUUGAGGCCGUGACGCGACUGCUGGAGGAGAAGGAGAAGGACCUGGAGCUGACCGUGCAAAUCGGCAAGGAACUUCUCACCCAGAACAACGCCCUCGAGGCUCGCGUUGCUGAUUUGGAGACCGAUCUUAAGGCCUCUAACGACGACCGCGCACAGCUAGUUCACGAGCUGCACAAGAAAAACGAACUUAUAUCAGUGCUUACCAACGAUGCAGACGAUGGCACGGAUACUGACACGCCCACCAUGUCCAAGUCCAUUACCCUGGACCUUUUGCAGCGUAAGGUGAACACGCUGCUCGAUGAAAACAAGUCCCUAAAGUGCGAGGCUACCCAGCUAGCCCACCAGACGGACGAGGUAGAGGAGCACGAGCGCCAGCUGAUGGCUGAUAUCAGUGCCCAGCUGAGCGAUGCUAAUUCGCAGUACGACAACCUCAGUCUUGAGUUGGAGCGGCAGCGGGAGGAGAACCGACUGCAACAUGAGCAGAUCGUGAGCCUGACCGCUCGAUUGGCGGAGGCGGAGAUGCGUCUGCACCAGCUAACGCAGGACAACGAUGAGCACCUGUCGCUGCUGCACGUGACCAAGGAGAACCAGAAUGCUUUGGCAUUGGAGCUGGUGGAGUUCAAGCAGCGCUACGAAGAGGUGCUCGCUCUGCUCCACUCGGCACAGGAUCAGCUGAAGCAACAGCGCAAGCGGUCGCAGCCGCAGGCGAGGAGCUCAUUCCUGGGCGGCCUGGGCACGAGUGGAGCUGGCGGCGGCUUUCUCCAGCCGGACUCGCUGCAAUGCGAGCUGAUGGAGUCGUCGCAGUACUCCGAGAACAGCCUGGACUCGGGCAUAUCCGGCGACAGCCAACGAUCGGCGGACCGCAUUAGCCGCAUGAUGAUGCACAUGCCCUACGGCGGCAUGAGUGCUUCCACCAUGGGCGGCAGUAUCUACGCCGGAGCUGGUAAUGUGCCGCCUUACAAGAGGGUGUUUGACACGGUCCGAUGUGCCGGUAAGAGCGGAAACUACAUGGACAGCGGCAACGUGUCGAUGACCCAACUCGGCGCAAUGUCGAUGAGCAGCACAUCGGGGCCGCGCAUGGCUUCCAUGGCAUAUCCAGCGGGCUCUUACUAUCGCGGCGGCAGCAGUCAAUCGCUUGGUGUUAAAACUCUGUCCAGCGAGAGUCUCAACUCCCAGUCAGAUGACGGCUACCCAGCCCAGCCCUCUGGUGUGCCAGGAGCGCCCGGCGCCAAGGAGCUGGAGGCCGCCCUCAAAAGGCUAACGCCUGCCGAGGUGUUGGCCCGUCGUGCUAUGCUGUCCUACGCGCCAGCUGGAACCUAUAACUACGAUGAGCCGACGGCUCACGGAGCAGGAAACGACCGCAACUCGAACCUCCCGCUGGGCGUGCGCACGCCGGACAGCAUUAUGUCCACCGGCUCCUCGGGAAUGUCGGGUUCCACGAACCACAUGUCCGCCUCCAUGACGCACCAAUGGCGCUUGCCAGAAAAGCUGCAGAUUAUCAAACCCAUGGAGGGAUCGCAGACGCUGCACCAUUGGUCGCGCCUGGCCACGCCCACGCUUAGUGGCCUGCUAGACGAGCGUCCGGGAGUGACGAUUCGCGGUGGUCGUGGCCUGGACGACCUGGGCAUGCAGAUCUACACGCUAUCGGACGUCGAGGAGGAUGUUAGCGAUGAUCUGCCCGGCAAACAGUUCGAGGCACCAGGCUGCACAUUCACCUACACCAACAGCAUGGUCAUGCAUCCGGAUGAUGGCUUUGUGAACGAUCUGUCGUUCCUUUCGCAGUCGCAGAUGUCCUCGCGCAUGGCCUCCACUUCGACAUCAAGACAGCCCAGUUGCCCCGCCACGCCUCGUGCUGGACUGUCGCGAAAGAACUCCUGCUCCACAUUCUCGGUAAACCUGGGGCUUGCUGGGAUGCUGAAUGAGAGGGGCAUCAAGGCGGUGACGCCCAGUGCCCUCAACACACCAGCAGGUCCCAACUUCUCGCCCACGGUGACGCCGUGCAACAGUCCGGAGGGAUCGCCACCUCGCGCCCAGUCACCCGAGCCGCUUUUUGGCCUGCUUUCGUCGGGGGCGGAUCUGAUCCGCCGCAAGAUCGUCGGCGACCAGCAGCAGCAGCAGCAACAAAAGCAACGUAGCAGCCUCAGUCGGCAGCAGCAGCAGAAGAUCAUGCUGUCGCACUUGGAACGACGGGCACUGCGAUCGCUAAACCUGAUCGAGAAGGUGGAGAGCAUUGGACUGGAGAACAUAAUAAGCGCACAGCGAGGCCUAGGCUCGGGAAUAGCGAACCGCAGCAGUUCGCCGCUCAGCAGCGGUAGCCUGCAGAGUCUGCACACCAGUAGCAACAGCAUUGUGGACGAUAUACACUUUGAUCGAGCCCAAAUCAAGGGUGUCCUGCAUCGAGGUUUGAAGUCGCCCACGCCUGCGGCAGCGUCGUCAUCAACACCUGUAGCGGCAGGUGGGGUGGCCAUAUCGACGAGCAGCAGCACCAGUGCUUACAACAGCGAUGACAGCGACGAUCAGGGUCUGGUGAUGAAGAUCAAGCCAUCGAAAAGCAUGGCACCCACAGCAAAAGCAGCCGCACAAAGUCAGCCGAAUUCUGGAUCAAGUGCAUCGGGGACGACAACCAACGGCACGGCAAGCGAAACGCGCCUCAAGCAGAUGCAGCGUCAGAAAUCGCGAAGGCAACUGAAGAACGGAAUGGCCAACCAGAGACCCGAUUUGGGCACAAUUUCUGGCGGAGGCGGAGGAGGCGGCGGCGGCGGACGGGUGCGUCCUGAUCUGGGAAAGGUAGCCGACAGCGGCAGCAGCAGCAAGCUGGGCUCCAAGCUGAAUGCGGCGAAGGCAGCGGAGGAGGAAGCGGCACCGCAGAGCAUCACACAGGCGUUUGUGGGUUCAGUUAGUUCCUUGCUUUUCGGCCGCAAAGGCGGUUGGCUGUAAAACUAUGAACUAAUCAUUCACAACUUUAUUCUUACACUUGCUGGACUAUAGUUUACGGCCGGCCUUUUGCGAGCUAAGAACAAAUUUUAUUUAAGCACAACGCGAGAACGAGUUGAAUAACGAAUGGUAAUGUUAUCGUGUAAACGUUUAGUUUCAUAGUUUUUUUUUUGUUUUUUGAGCCCCGCAUAACGCCUGUAAUCGCCACCUUAAGCAACACUGGAAAAAGGUUUUAGUGUUUGUAGCUGUGAUUUGUAAAUACAUUUAGAGAAAUGUUUAAAUUUAAUAGUUAUUAAUCAAGUACUUCGCAUAUUAUUAUUAUUUUUGCCUUAAUCGACGGCGUCAAUUUAAUAACCAAACAACGGCCAGUUCAUUGAACACCGAGUUCCAAAGCAGCUAUUCUUUAGUUUAAACAAUAUUUUGCCAAUUUUGUAUUUAGUUUUCCUGUGUUUAUUACCACUUAAACGAAAACGAAACCAUGUAUACAUUUAUUUUUAUAAUUUCCUUGUGUAUAGGGUCAAAGCAGGUGCAAAGUUGUAUAUAGGAAGAACAAAAAGAGAGAGAAAAAUCAAUCUGUAGCUUGAAUGUGGUUAGGAAAAGAAGAAGUAUAUAUAUUUUUUUACACGCGUAUAUAGUUUGCUGUUGUUUGCUUUCUACACAAGAGACGUGCUCCUCCCAAUACUGCUUUACAAGGUCAUAAAUCAAAAUGCUAUUGCUUUGACUUAACACUUAUUUCGGUGCUUAGCGCGCUGCCAAACGAAAAUACAUAAACUAUAGCGAGAAA